CGUAUCGUUUCUCCCCCUUGUUCCACAUUUUCAGCGAGUUUCAACAUCAUUCUAAACAGACACUAGAUAGAAGUGUGUUCGCUCGCGCGUGGUGACCGCAUACCGCUGUUGGUUAUGAUAGUGGGAGCGCUUUCUCUGCAGCGAGGAAUAAACACAGCUUGUCAACUUGUUUCAACACUCCGCUCAGUUUACUCCCCGGGACACGGUGCUGAUAUCAGCGUACCUAGUACGGAGAGGGUGCAGAAAGCGAGUAUAGACUUGCUGUUACAUCCGUAGGGACUCAUUGAAAUCUUCGCUACAAUGUCAAGAUUUCUAGCUCUUUUGCUCGUGCUUUUAGCCGGGUUUGCCAACGCAGCGUUUGACCAAGGGGAAGAGAACCGGACUCUCGCCUUUCUCGAGAAAUAUAACCAAGUUGCUCCUAACGAAGCUUACAAAUCAAGCGAGGCAUCGUGGAACUACGCUACGAAUCUCACUGUGGAGAACCUCAAUAAGCGGACACAGGCUAGUCUGACGUACUCAGCGUUUUUAGAAGAGGCCCGGAAAGAAGCGAAGAAAUUCGACUUAACCAAACUUUCAAAUGAUACCCGGCGGCAAAUUAAGAUGGUCACUGAGACAGCGAGUUCUUCCGACAAGGACGUCCAGAAAACAUUGAACGACGUGGAGGGAAAAAUGGACCAGAUUUAUGGCUCGGGGAAAGUGAUCGAUACCGACGGCAGCAAGCUUUCUCUUGACCCUCACUUGUACAAGAUUCUUAGCAACUCUCGAGACUACGAGCGACUCAAGUUUGUAUGGAAAGGCUGGAGAGACGCCACGGGCCCCGAGCUGCGACCCCUUUACAAGCAAUUUGUAGAGCUCGCCAACAAAGGGGCUAAGGAGAACGGAUGGGCAGAUAAUGGGGAAUGGUGGCGGUCAUGGUACGAGAUAGACAACUUAGAAAGCAGUGUGGAAGCCUUGUACGAAGACCUGAGACCGCUUUACGAAGAGCUCCACGCGUACGUGAGGUAUAAGCUGAGUAAGAAGUAUUCGCAGGUCAAACCAACCGGCCCCAUUCCUGCGCAUGUGUUUGGAAACAUGUGGGCACAAAGCUGGGUGAAUAUCUACGAUAUCAUUGAGCCGUAUGAGAACCAGCCUAGCCUGGACGUGACGAAGACUAUGGUAGCGCAGAAUUACACGCAGCUCCGCAUGGUCCAGCUCGCAGAGUCUUUUUUUACAUCCAUCGGGUUAAAGGCGCUUCCCAAGUCUUUCUAUGAGAAGUCGAUGAUCGUGAAACCCGAGGGACGGGAAGUUCAGUGCCACGCCUCCGCCUGGGACUUCAAGAUCAACCGUGAUGUCAGGAUCAAGCAAUGCACGACCAUCACGCACAACUACCUGGUCACAACACACCACGAGCUUGGUCACAUUCAGUAUUACCUGCAGUACUGGGACCAGCCAUUCGAGUACCGGACGGGCGCCAACCCGGGCUUCCACGAGGCGGUAGGCGACACCCUCUCCCUUUCCGUGGACACGCCUACACACCUCAAGCUGAUUGGUCUGCUGGACGCUGUCAGCAAUGAUUCGAAAUCGGAUAUCAACGCCCUGAUGAAAAUGGCUCUACGAAAGGUCGCCUUCUUGCCCUUUGGUUUCUUGAUUGAUCAAUGGCGCUGGAAGGUCUUCAGCGGAGACAUCACAUCCGACAACUAUAACCGUGAGUGGUGGAAGCUCCGUACAAAGUACCAGGGCAUCAAGCCUCCAGUCUGCCGCACGGAGAACGAUUUCGACCCUGGCGCCAAGUACCACAUUCCUGGAAACACCCCGUACAUCAGGUACUUUGUGAGCUUCGUGCUGCAAUUCCAGUUUCACAAGGCGGCAUGCGAAGCCGCUGGUCACCAAGGCCCACUCCAUAAGUGCUCCAUCUACAACUCUACCGAGGCCGGCAAGAAACUAGGUGACAUGCUCUCACUCGGUAAAAGUAAGCCUUGGCCGCUCGCCCUUGAGCAGAUGACUGGGACGAGAAAGAUGGACGUCAGCGCGCUCAAAGAAUACUUCAAGCCGCUCUCUGAUUGGUUGAAAAGCCAGCGCCAGGAAUACAAGUACACUAUUGGCUGGUCUAAUGAUGGCGCGUACGACGAAUGCCCCUCCAGUGCCGGAGCCAUGUUGGUUCCCUUUAUUGGAUCUAUACUGGCGGCACUUCUAAUUGCUUUGUACUAACCAUGUUGGUCCCGUUAAUCGGACCUAAACUCAUGCCUAUACUGGUAGCAUUUCAGUCAGGUUUAGUUUAUUGUUUUAUUGGAAAUUGUUGUGCUGGGAUAUAGCUCAUUGGAUAAAGUUUUGUUUGGAUUUUUAUUGUGAUUUUUUGGUAUGUACUCUAUUAUAUUUUUAUUAUGUAUUUGUUUUCUGUUUAUACGUUCGAUGAAGCAUUUCUCGCCCCAGCCUUCCAUGUGAUUGAUUCACUCGCCACAGGAAACCCGUAAGCCGGGUAGAGGUUAAACCCGGUUUUAGGAAAUAAGAACAUAUACAAUACUUUAAUAAAUUAAAGUAUUAUACUUUAUACUUCAAUAAAUUACUCCCCUAUACAAUAGUAUAAAGUAGCUUACGCUAAUACUGGGGAGGGCACGGCCAGUUUACAGCCGGCGGAGAUGCGGAGGCACCUUUAGUUGCCUGAUGGCUGGCAAAGCUGCUGUUUUAAAGGACUCCAGAUUACUUAGGUUUACAAUAUUAUCAGGAAGUAAAUUCCAUGCUCUUAUUGCUCUAG
Molecule: messenger RNA, 2731 nt
Organism: Nematostella vectensis (starlet sea anemone)
Lineage: Eukaryota; Metazoa; Cnidaria; Anthozoa; Actiniaria; Edwardsiidae
Product: angiotensin-converting enzyme
Exons: 6
Coding region: 301-2187 (628 amino acids)
Biological process (GO): proteolysis
Cellular component (GO): membrane
Molecular function (GO): peptidyl-dipeptidase activity; metallopeptidase activity
Source: RefSeq, a predicted model, not a curated record